UUGUCUUUUACUUUUACUAGUUGAUUGUUUCUACUUCCUCUUUUUCUUCACUCAAUUGUGAAUUCUGAAUUGUGACUUUCAACAUGACUUCUUCCUUCUUUCUCAUCAAUCUCGCUUUCAAAUGCCUUCAUCAUUUCGCAUGGCCUCUUCUAGCUCUGGGGUAUCCUCUGUGUGCUUCCGUACAGGCAAUCGAGACUGAAUCAUAUGCACAAACUAAGGAUUUGAUCUCAUAUUGGAUACUUCUUUCAUUAAUAUACCUCUUUGAGUAUGCUUUUAUGACCCUUCUUCUAUGGUUUCACCUCUGGCCGUACAUUAAGCUAAUGAUCAUCUUCUGGCUCAUCAUACCGGACUUUGGACGAGCUUCUUAUGUUUAUAAUAACCUUAUUCGCUCCAUGAAACCGCAAAUAGUCACAUGGAGGUUAAAUAAUUUCUGGAGGAAGUGUUUUGUUGAGAAAGACGACUUCUUGCUGCAUGCAGAGAGGUUUAUGAAAGAGAAUGGAACUGAAGCCUUAGAGAAACUCAUUGCUAGCAAGAACACAAUGUGUAGGCAUGAUGCAGAAGCAACAAAUGAAAUCAUAGCUACUGAUAAAAAAGAAAUGCUUAAGACAAAUGGAGAAAGACUCCAAACAGACCACAAAGAUAUCAAAGAUUCGGAGGCUAUUGAGAAAAAAGAAAUUACAGCAACCAAACAUAAUAUUCCUGUGAUGUCUAACGUUAUGCCAACUCAAAACGCAUCAUCAGCCAUAGCAGAAACCAAACGAAUAGUGGGGAGGGACACAGCUGGUGGAGAGCUUCUUACACAGAAGGAAGUGCAGAAAGAGUGGACUUGUGCCUUAUGUUUGGUAACAACGACGAGUGCGAAGACCUUGAAUUCCCACCUUAAUGGGAAGAAACACAAAGCUACUAUCGAAGCUUUGAAAGCAAAUAAGCAACCUGCUCCACAGAAGAUGAAAAUCUGUCAGUCCAAAGAGGAGUGGAAACAGAAGAAAGUUAGCAACAAGAUAAAUUCCAAUGGAAAGAAUGGAGAUGGCAAUACUGUUAACAUAGGAUUGAAGGGAACAGUAGUGAUGAAUCAUAAGGUGCAAAAACCGCAAAGCCUGCAGGAGGCUGUUACUGUUAGGUUGAAUGAUUCACAACUAAUAUGUGGAGUCUGUAAAGUUGUACUUCAUAGUGAGGCCAACGCCAUCUCUCACAUAAAUGGGAAGAAGCACUUGGCUAAAAUGCAAAGUAGAUAGUUUAAAUAACCUUAGAGGCAUUGGCAUUGCUUGAAAGUUCAAAGGGAUUGAAUUGGCCAAUGUAGCAAACUUCUUGACUCAUGUUGAUAUAUCAGGUGUGCAUUACAUUGCUGCAUGUGUAAAUGGAAAUUCUUAAGUGUUUUGAAAGCAUUUGCACGAAAAACAUUUAUUUUGAAUUUUAAUUAGUCACAACUGAAUUGUUAA
This is a messenger RNA of Cicer arietinum (chickpea), 1439 nucleotides long. RefSeq lists its product as uncharacterized. Gene Ontology annotation, molecular function: nucleic acid binding; zinc ion binding. Lineage: Eukaryota; Viridiplantae; Streptophyta; Magnoliopsida; Fabales; Fabaceae. The record is from RefSeq and is a predicted model, not a curated record.